Messenger RNA from Saccostrea echinata, 1059 nucleotides. RefSeq names its product signal peptide, CUB and EGF-like domain-containing protein 1. Lineage: Eukaryota; Metazoa; Mollusca; Bivalvia; Ostreida; Ostreidae. The transcript is spliced from 6 exons. The record is from RefSeq and is a predicted model, not a curated record. The coding region runs from base 1 to 1059 and encodes 352 amino acids.
AUGUCUGUAACUAUUACCCUCUUCCUCUUUUGGGUCGCAAAAUCGGCAGUUCAUUGCUGUACAGAGCAUCUCAUUCUUGGCUACCGUUUAGAUGGUUUUACUGCUGAGGAAAUACCAAAUAUCGGUGUGCAUGCCUGUAUAAAGGAAUGUCUCCUGCGCAAGCACUGCCAGUCUAUCAACUAUAAUACACAACAGUUUUUAUGUGAAAUAAAUGACAAAUCGUCUGAUAUCAUUAUGGACGGAAAAAAGAAUCCCGACUUCUUCUUUUCUAAUGUUGCGAAUAGUUGUGCUGCUGGAACUUACGGGAAGGACGGUCAGUGUAUCCCCUGUCCUGUUGGUCAGUAUAAUGGCGGAAGUAAUAUGCAGUGGUGUUCGAUAUGCCAACCAGGGACCUAUCAAGACCAAACCGGUUCUAGCAGUUGCAAAAAUUGUCCUAGUGGCACUUACCAAGCUAAAAAGGGCAAAACAAGUUGUGAUCCCUGUCCUAUCGGUCAACAUAGCCCUAAUGUUGGCAGUGUGCAGUGUAUAGAUUGUCCACCUGGAACAUACCAGGACCAGGCCAGGUCUAGUAAUUGCAAACCCUGUCCCAGUGGCUCAUACCAACCUGAUCACGGCAAGACAUCUAAAGAUUCCUGUAAACCUUGUGGAGCUGGGACAUAUCAGCCAAAUGCAGGAAAACAAAAUUGUAGGCAAUGCAGAGCUGGUUAUUACCAACCAGAUUCUGGACAAACUUCAUGUUUGUUUUGUCCGAGUGGCUCUUAUCAAGAUAGAACUGGACAAAGUUCGUGUCAGGACUGCUCACAAUUCAACAAAUGUUGCAAUCAAAACAGGACAAUGUGUUACGCAAAAGACGUUACCAAGACAGAUUGUCGAAAAAGAUUGUCUAUGUAUUUGAAUGGAGUGAGAGCACUGUCCAAAACUUACCAAUGCAAAUCUUCAGCAGGUCCCAUUGGUGUAGGGAUUGCUCCCUCGUCUUUUUAUGGGGGAAUAAAGGGAAACUCGAGUGUGUCCUUCAGUGAUAUCCCUGAAGUUAAGUGGGGCUUAUCCAACCAUUUUUAG